This is a messenger RNA of Penicillium canariense, 1518 nucleotides long. RefSeq lists its product as uncharacterized. Gene Ontology annotation, molecular function: transmembrane transporter activity. Lineage: Eukaryota; Fungi; Ascomycota; Eurotiomycetes; Eurotiales; Aspergillaceae. Gene Ontology annotation, cellular component: membrane. The record is from RefSeq and is a predicted model, not a curated record. The coding region runs from base 1 to 1518 and encodes 505 amino acids. Gene Ontology annotation, biological process: transmembrane transport. The transcript has 13 exons.
AUGAGGAAAGCAACUUCUGACGCUGACGAGGCGGCAGCCCACAGCCCCACAACCGAGGUUCAGGAAACGCCAAGGCGCAGAUGGACCAGCUACAUCUGGGACACCUUCGACAAGUCUCCCGAAGAACGUCGACUUCUUUUCAAAUUAGAUUCUGCUAUUUUGACCUUUGCGUCUUUGGGAUAUUUCAUUAAAUACCUAGACCAAAUCAAUAUCAACAAUGCCUUCGUAUCCGGAAUGAAAGAGGACUUGGGUCUAUAUGGCAACGAGUUAAACUACAUGCAAGCCUGUUGGACGGUUGGAUAUGUUAUUGGCGAGAUCCCGAGUAACAUACUUUUGACACGAAUCCGGCCAAGGUAUUGGAUACCAGCUGCCGAGCUCCUAUGGACGGUUCUUACGUUUUCGUUGUCAAGAUGCAAUACGGCUACGCAGUUUUAUGUGCUGCGAUUUUUCAUUGGUCUUGCAGAAAGUACUUUUUACCCAGGGAUGCAAUACAUAAUCGGUUCAUGGUAUCGAAAGGAUGAGCUUGCAAAGCGAUCGUGCAUCUUCCACACCAGCAGUGGCAUUGCCAGCAUGUUCUCCGGUUAUCUCAUGGAUGCUGUGUUUCAUCUUGGGGGAACAGGCGGGUUCAAGGGAUGGCAAUGGCUUUUCGUAAUUGACGGGGUGAUCUCCCUUCCGAUCGCUAUCUGUGGAUUUUUUGUGUUACCUGAUGUUCCGGAAAUCUCGAACCCAUGGUAUCUCAGCAAGGAGGAAGUUGCACUCUCUCAAAAACGAAUGCGGCUAGAGGGUAGACAGGAUAGGGCUCCCCUUACAAAAGGGAGAUUGAAGAAAAUAUUUUCUUCGUGGCAUAUCUAUCUCUUGACUCUACUAUAUGUACUUUUCAACAAUGGCGCGGCUGGUAGCCAGCCAAUUUUUCAGCAAUUUCUCAAACACUCCACGGACCCGAAGUACUCCGUGGGCCAAAUCAAUGCAUACCCGACAACCACCAAUGCUGUCCAGGUUGUAACAACACUUGCUUAUGCUUGGUCUUCGGAUACAUUUUUAAAUGGCCGCCGCUGGCCUCCAAUUGUUUUUGGUGCCCUGGUGAACAUAAUUAGUUAUGUCUCACUUGCGAUAUGGGAUAUUCCGACUGGAUGGAAAUGGACCUGCUACAUUAUCUGUGGGGCUGGAUUUGGGCUCAGUGGUCUGUGCAUGGCCUGGGCUCACGAGAUCUGCUCUGGGGAUAACGAAGAACGAGCACUUGUGAUUGGCAGCAUGAACGAAAUGGCCUACGUCUUCCAAGCAUGGAUUCCGCUUCUUGUGUGGCAGCAAGUCGAUGCUCCCCAAUACCAGAAGGGAUUUAUCACAGUAUCUUGCAUGUCCUUCUGUUUGAUAAUAACAGCUUUGGUUAUCCGAAAUCUUGAUCAAAAGGAAAGAAGACAGAAGAGAAUCCUGACCAGCCAGACGGAUGAGACGGACGACGGCCUCUCUGACACCAUAGCAGCUACUUCCGUAGACACGAAGCACCCUUCAACGCUUUGA